Molecule: messenger RNA, 2013 nt
Organism: Sphaeramia orbicularis (orbiculate cardinalfish)
Lineage: Eukaryota; Metazoa; Chordata; Actinopteri; Kurtiformes; Apogonidae
Gene: stmn2a
Product: stathmin 2a
Exons: 5
Coding region: 132-671 (179 amino acids)
Biological process (GO): neuron projection development; microtubule depolymerization; regulation of microtubule polymerization or depolymerization
Cellular component (GO): neuron projection; cytoplasm; growth cone
Molecular function (GO): tubulin binding
Source: RefSeq, a predicted model, not a curated record
GCGUGCCCACACCUCCCGCCUGCCAUCCGAUCCGAUCCUACCCUGGUCUGUUCGCUGACUCAGUGCCUUAAGCAGCAUCACCGUUCACCUGAAUAGAGCUACAGCAUCCUCUGCGGAGAAAUACAACAGCCAUGGCCAAAACAGCAACCGCAUACAAAGAGAAGAUGAAGGAGCUGUCUGUGCUCUCAAUCAUCUGCUCCUGUUUCUAUCCAGAAUCACGCAACAAGCUUGCGCAUGAGUUUGAAGACAUGGAAGUUAGACCAAUAAACAAGCGGGCUUCUGGUCAGGCCUUUGAGGUGAUUCUUAAGCCUCUGUCACCAGUAUCAGAUGUAGCUCAGAACCUCCCCUCACCACCUAAGAGGGAUAUCUCCUUGGAGGACAUUGAGAAAAAACUGGAAGCUGCUGAAGAACGGAGGAAGUCCCAGGAGGCCCAGGUUCUGAAGGUGCUGGCUGAAAAACGGGAGCAUGAGAGGGAUGUGUUGCUAAAGGCCAUGGAAGAAAACAGCAACUUCAGCAGGAUGGCUGAGGAGAAGCUCCAGAGUAAGCUGGAGCAGAUCAAGGAGAAUCGUGAAGCCCAUCUGGCAGCCAUGAUUGAGCGUCUACAAGAGAAGGAGAGGCAUGCAGCUGUGGUGCGCAGGAACAAAGAGAUGAGGGAAGAGGUGGAAGCAUGAGCCUCACACCAGUCCUGACUUCCAUAGUCCAUCAACACCCCACCACCCCCAUCCAAACCCCCUUCCUUGCCUUGCCCUCACCCUCCCCAGAACAGACAUCCAGCUCUGGGGGUCAAGAGGUGGAGGACAUCACCACCACACCACACUACACCACCAGUACUCACCAUUAUCAGUAUUAUCAGCGGAUACAAACAAACAUCAGUAACACUUAUCUUGAGAUUUGAAUGAAUUUAAAGAUUAAGGAGAAGAUGAAAGAAUAUGGGUAUUAUUUUGUAUAUACUUCUUUUUUUCUCUAUCUAUCUAUCUAUCUAUCUAUCUAUCUAUCUAUCUCUCUCUCUCUCUCUCUCUCUCUCUCUCUCUCUCUCUCUCUCUCUCUCUCUCUCUCUCUCUCUCUCUCUGGUGAGGUGCAUUGCAAAUUUGUAAUGUACUGCACUGUACAUUUUCUAACUUUUUGUGAAUGAUUAUUUCAGUUCUUGAAAUUUGACUUUACAACCAUUUUCUUGUGAAAGCCUUCAGUGUUGUGAGUUGGCCGUAGACUGACAUUUGCAGUGUUUCCUGAUGUCAUGAUGAUGAUGAUGAUGAUGUUUCUGUGUAUUUGUGAAGAAUGACGGUCGGUGUACUUAGGUUAAAGACUCCUCAAGAUAUCAACAACCUUUCCCAUCUGUAUCUUCCUCACACACACUUGCUCAUUCUCAACACGCACGCUCUGAAGUUAACAAUAUGCCAAACCCACAAAUUGAAAAAGUGUCCACUUCCUCGGAAAUGAGCUUGAUUAUGAACUUGAUAGGUGCUUUAUUGUUAUUAAGAAUGUCUUUGCCCAAAGGGAGCAACUGUUUAUACACUUGCUGAAUCCCACCUCCCCUUUCUCAUUGACUCCAUCUUUAGCUGAUUCGGUUGCUUUGUUAUGUACACAGUAUUUGAAUGUUAUGACACCAUACUGGUACCAUGCAUAGUGUCUCGGACAGUGGAAUGUGCUGUUGCUCCUACCUUAAUAUUGAUAGUGUGAACAUAAUGUAUGUCUGUGUGGGUGUGUGUGAAUGUGGAUUAAUCAUGAGGCAUCAUUAGCGUCUACUCUCUUUAGGGGAUUAGAAAGAGAAUGGAAGCAGGAUGCUUAACAUUCAGCACACUGAACUAGUCUCUUUUUAAUAUACAGUACCACUGAUAUCUGCAUCCUCUGCUGCUUGUGUUUAUCCCUUCAUAUAUUUCUCUGUGAAAGCUUUGCUGAAUAAAGGUUUGGGGUUCUGUGAACAUGGCAUGCACCAUCUAAUACUUUUCUGUGCUUAAAGACAAGGGAAAAUGUAAACUGCCAAAUAAAAUACCAGUUAUCUACACAUCUUGAGAA